Molecule: messenger RNA, 618 nt
Organism: Eimeria necatrix
Lineage: Eukaryota; Apicomplexa; Conoidasida; Eucoccidiorida; Eimeriidae
Exons: 3
Coding region: 1-618 (205 amino acids)
Source: RefSeq, a predicted model, not a curated record
AUGGUCACAGCAGCUGCAGCCGCGUGUAUUGCAGCAUUGGGUUCUUGGCAGCUGCUCAACUUGGCUUCGAGAUUCCUGCGCAACUCCGCUACGCUGCACCGCAUCGCAGAGGCAAAAGUGUACGGGCCUUUCCAUUCCCUAGAUGCAACGAUGAAGCCACCAGUAGACGAAGGAAAGGACAGCGACAGGGAUACCCCCAGCCACAGCAAGAAAAAUAGGAACAAAAAGGGCAGCCUCAGCUCGCGUAGGAACAGUGGGUCUCUGAAUUCAACGGAAACAUCCACCGAUGGGCUGUCAAAUGGAAGGGGACAACAGAACAGAUCCGGGCCGCGUGUGCCAGAGAUUGAGCUGAAUGGCCCCAAGGAGUCUGGAAUAACUAGUGGCAAAUUCACCCCUGCUGAGAAGAGCAGAGGUGGAGGCCUCCGUGGCAGAAAUUCCAAUAAAGGAGUGAAUCGACAUCCAGGGGCCCCGAAUGACGGUGCACCUGGUGACUUUGAAGAACCACUCAUUGCAAGGGCUAAUAAGGGUCGCAAUGGCAGCAGACCUUGCAGUUCCUUCAAGCUGUCUCAUGGCCGUAGCUUUGUGCUAAUAUUCGUGGAGCAACGCCGCAAUGACUAG